Pseudophryne corroboree (corroboree frog) is the source of this 6196-nucleotide messenger RNA. It is a transcript of the gene FGFRL1, whose product is annotated as fibroblast growth factor receptor like 1. Lineage: Eukaryota; Metazoa; Chordata; Amphibia; Anura; Myobatrachidae. Gene Ontology annotation, cellular component: plasma membrane. Gene Ontology annotation, molecular function: fibroblast growth factor receptor activity; fibroblast growth factor binding. The coding region runs from base 232 to 1686 and encodes 484 amino acids. The transcript has 7 exons. The record is from RefSeq and is a predicted model, not a curated record.
CAGUCCGCUGCUGGGAUCACAAAGCCUGCGGGGAGCGCACAGUGCGAGGAGGCUGCUGCUGCUGCUGCGGGGGCUCCCGGUGUUCCAUUGUCUGUCCCAGCAGCGCACCGGCCCCCGGGGCCAGGGGAGAGAGCAGCGGGGGAUGAGAGCAGUGUGAGAGAGGCCGGGGUAUGGUGUCCCCGCACGGACUGCCUGGAGGUAUUUAUUAAAAAACAUUAACAGCGUUUCGCCAUGGAAUUCCAGUUUGCUCUCCUUAUUGCUGGGAUAAUUGCGUUUUCCGACUCGGCAAGAGGUCCUCCGCGCAUUUCCGACAAAGUGAUUCACCGGCAGACCGUAAGAUUGGGAAGAACCAUUAAGCUGCUGUGUCCGGUGGAGGGCGACCCUCCUCCUCUUACCAUGUGGAUGAAAGACGGGCGCUCAAUCCACAGUGGCUGGACGCGAUUCAGGACGUAUGUUCAAGGUUUGAAAAUUAAAGAUGUGGAGAGUGAGGACGCCGGUAGCUACAUCUGCAAAGCCACCAAUGGGUUUGGAAGCAUCAAUGUCAAUUACACGCUCAUUGUAAUCGAUGAUUCCAGUGCAGGAAAACCCAACCAGCCUCCUGCUGGGCACAGUCCAGAUUUAGAAGAGUUUUCCAACAAGCAGUGGGCCCGACCUCGGUUUACCCAGCCAGCAAAAAUGAGGAAGAGAGUUAUAGCCCGUCCAGUGGGCAGUUCUGUCCGACUGAAGUGUAUUGCCAGCGGGAAUCCCCGACCAGAGAUCACGUGGCUAAAAGACAACAAGCCCCUGACAAAUCAGGAGAUUGGGGAGAACAAGAAGAAGAAAUGGACACUCAACCUCAAGAGCCUCAAGCCAGAAGACAGCGGGAAAUACACGUGUCAAGUGUUCAACAGAGUGGGACAAAUCAACGCGACGUACAAAGUGGAAGUUAUACAGAGAACAAGAUCUAAACCGAUACUGACUGGGAACCACCCUGUCAACACAACGGUGGACUUUGGCGGCACCACGUCUUUCCAGUGUAAGGUCCGCAGCGAUGUGAAGCCAGUGAUCCAGUGGUUAAAGAGAGUCGAGUAUGGUUUAGAGAAUAAGUACAAUUCCACCAUCGAUGUCGGUGGACAGAAAUUCAUUGUUCUCCCCACUGGAGACGUCUGGUCUCGGCCUGAUGGUUCCUACUUGAAUAAACUUAUCAUAACACGGGCCAAAGAAGAGGAUGCUGGGAUGUACAUUUGCCUCGGUGCUAACACAAUGGGAUACAGUUUCAAGAGUGCAUUUCUGACUGUGUUGCCAGAUCCGAAGCCUCCAAUUGCACCUGUUAGCGGGUCGUCCAGCAGUCUACCAUGGCCGGUGAUAAUUGGCGUUCCAGCCGGAGCCGUCUUCAUAUUUGGGACAAUUCUUUUGUGGCUUUGCCAGACCAAGAAGAGGCCUUGCUCCCCUCCCACAGCGACAGCUGUCCACAGACCGCAGCCGAGGGUUUGCAUACCGCCAAUAGUGGAUAAAGACUGUAUCUCCUCCAUAAACUAUGAGGAGUACGUUGCCCAACAGCAACAUUUACUUCCCCAAGGACCUCUUAUGGCCAACGGAGUCGUGUCAAAAAUGUACCCAAAGAUUUACACAGAUAUCCACACUCAUACGCACUCUCACGUAGAAGGCAAAGUUCACCAGCACCAACACAUUCACUAUCAGUGUUAACGGUCGUACUUAAGGAGAACUCGUUUCCUCAGCGGUACCUCAGAAACAGACUGCCUGGAUCAGCGCACACUGCCAGUAGACAUGGAUAGCGGAAGGUUGUGGUUAACCCAACGCCAUUGAUCAACUCAGAAAUGGAAUCAUGAAGGAUUAAAGAAUCUCUGUAAUCGGGGGACAAUGUUUCUGUUUUGUUUUUUGUUUUUUUACUUUUAUGUUGUUUGUGUUUGUUUUUUUGGGGGGUAAAAAAAAAAGAAGAAGAAAAAAAGAAGCACUGCGUUCCUGCGCAAGUGGGAUGUAAAUCGGUCACGGUUCUUCCACUCAAGGGUCACUCAAUAGUUAAUUUGUCACGCUGGGGCCUUUUUUUGACUGUCUGGUCAAGGUUUGGGCAUCUGAGAGGUUCAGCUCAGUGGGAAGGAAGCGGUGGAAGGAGCUGCUGUAGACAGACAGUCAUGCAUAACAUUAGAUAUAAGCUAGCAUGUUCCAGCAAUGGACAAUAUCAUAGUCUUUGGGUGUUUUUCAUGUCCCUUUAAAGUGCCUCCUUCCCGUGAUCAUCUUAUCGCAAAGCCACACUCUACCUAUUGAAGUCUCAUGUCUUCCCAGCCACUAUUAUUAUUUUCUAAGAGAGAAGAUAGAGGAAGGAACCCCUAAGACCUCUCUGAUCUAAUCUAACUUAACCCAACCGCUUAGAAAAACCAUGUGGAUAUUGUCUCCCUAGAUGGCGUAUACUUUUGAAAAGCAAUAUUUUACAGCCGAUACAAGCAAUAACAUUUCAGUGGCUUUCAAUGAUGCCUUAUAAUCAUUACUAUAAUGAUACAGACUUUACAAAGCGUUUUGUGACUAUAGAAAAUGUGUAAUUCUAUAUAGAUUUUAAACUAAAGCCAUGUAUAUUUAAUUUAUUUUGUUAAGCAGAAAGAAAAUGUCUAUGUAAAAUAUUAUUUUCAACAAAAUGUUAAUUUCUAUAUAUAUAUAUUUUUUGUUUUUUGUUUUUUUUCGAGUGAAUUUGUUCAGAUGCGACUCCAUCAGUGUAAUAAUGUAGCAAAUAACAAUGUCAAUUUAAAGACUAAAGUAUUGCCGUAUUGGGGGAAUGAUGUUGGCUAGUAAUUGGGAUGACAUUGACCUUACUGUAGUCUUUUUAAAUUGCCAACAAAGUUGGAGUCUUAUUUUUGUACACUUUUCUGUAAGAACAGUGAUCCUGACAAUCCUGUACAGAACUCUCCCUCGUUGCUAAGGUCAAAGCUUUAUCAGACAUUUGCCGAAUCCUAAUAAUCUCCGAGUCUUGCGUGUGCCUCUGCAGACCUAUUUACGUUUUAUCUAGAAGGAAAAAGAUAACUAAAAUAAACCAAGGUUUUAGUUAAAGUUUUUUAUUCUACAAGGGUCCAGCAGGAUAUAUAGACAGAAGCUAUUUCUCGCAGAGAGACUUAAUGCUUUCCAAAUCGCUAUUUAUUAAUAUAUGCUUGCCCUGUGGAAUUAAAAAGAACCAUAAUCCACAGACAGCAGUAGAACAGCGCCACCUAGUGGACAAAAUAUUGAGAGCCGUGGCGGGACUGCAGAGCAGUGAUUAUAAUAAAAGGAAGUCCUUUUUCUUGCCAAGAUAAACUUCUGUACUAUUCUCAAAUAGAUGUGGGUUUUUGUGUUGGAGUGUAACUAUACCCGUCACCAUCCCGGCAGUCACGUGACUGACGCUGAAAGCCCGACACCACUCUGGUAGACCGGCGCCGGAUCACCGACUGUCAGCAUUCCCAAUGUUAGUAUAUGCACACACUUAUCAGUGCCUCUGUAUCCUCAUAACCACACCCCAAAUGUAUACAGUGAUUUCAUGAAUUCACCUUGACCAUGCCUCCAAUCCAUAGGCUACACCUCUAAUUCAUAGGCCACACCCCUUAUGUCCGCUGAAAGAAGAGAACUGACCAGUCGGGUUUGGGAGGCUGGGUUUGGAAAGCUUAUUUAAUUAAUUAUUUACGAUAAAAUCCUACUACAAGAUGAUCUUCGGGGUCUAUUCAUGAAGCGGUGAAAAGUGUGGAGAAGUUGUCCAUGGCAACCAAUCAGCUGCUCCGUACAAUUGUACAGUAUGCAAAUGAUAAAUGUUACUUCAAUGCUGAUUGGUUGCCAUGAGCAACUUCUCCACUAGCUCAAUUCUCCACACUUUUCACUGCUUCAUAAAUAGACCCCUUAGAAACAGCAUUUCUUGGCACAAAACAACAAUUUGCUAAUUAUUUAAAAUUAUAUCUCCAACCCGAUUAAGCCAAUAAACCGGCACUGUAUCGAGGGGUAAAGCAACAAUAGAUGUUUGCACAUUUUUUUUUAGUUUAAAAUAACAAUAGCACAUGUUUCUUUCUAAUUGAGACAUAACAUUUUUCAUACCAUACGAUUAAGAAAUUACGCCAAAUGCCACUGCUAGUAUCUAGCCAAACAUAUGUAUAUGGUUAUAUCGUCCUCGUGCCUUAGGAUCUUUUUGUCUGUUUAAAGAAAACUACUGGGCUAUGGUUUUUGUUUGUAUAAUGAAAGCCACACACAGAAUAAUAAUGUUUCACCUUUCACUCAUUUCUAAUAAUAAUUUAAAAAAAAAUGUACAUUGUUAUUUGUGUUUACAUUUUUCCAGUAGCCGCACAUGGUAUCAGCAGCCAUGUUGUGAGGUGAUCCCACUAUCAAUGCAUACCUUCCAACAUUUCAUCCCCCCAAUACAUCCACCUUUGUGUAAUGCAUGCCCUUUUAAAGCUCUGCAAAUCUGGGCCGCCCUGCCGAAAAACAAGGUAUGUUCAUAAGACUGCAGCCUCAAUACAGAUGUGUCCUCAUGCAUGCAUGCCAAACAGCCACUCUUGGCAGGCCAGGUCCCCCGUGACGCUGCUAGCACUGGAUAUCUCUUUCACUGCUUUAUUGCCCGAUGUGUGUCUUAUCUGCUAUGUGCUCUCCUGGGAGACUGCACCAAUUAAUUUGAUUUGCAACGUAUCAGUUGUGUGAGUCUGCAUCUGUUUACGAAGUGCUACAAUGCAGCGGUCAUGGGAUUUUUCCACGCCAAGUUCCAUUGUGCUUCAUAUACAAAUUCAGUCACACACAAAUAUACAAGUGCUGCACAUCAAAUUGAUCAGUACAGUCUCUUGGUGUGUCCUAGUCGCAACGCAUUGCGAACAAGACGCAUUUUCAAACAAAAAGUCACCCGGCGCCGGCUGAGUCACACAGGACCUGGCGGCUCACUAGUGCACAGGCGUCUCACAUUGCAUGGCAUAUUGAGGCUUGAUGUAUGAGGACACAUGGGGCUGGAUGUGAUGCAGUGCGAGACUGCAGGAGCUCCGAGUGCUGGACAAACCUGUACGUUUUUAUAAAGCGCCAAUCAUUUAUAAGGCAAAACCAACUUUGUAAAUGAUUGCCGCUUAAAAAAAAAAAAAAAAAAGUACAAGUUUGGCUGGAAUCUCGAAGCUUCGGCCGUCUUGCACUGCAUUACAUACGGCCCAUGGUAUUCAUUCCUAGAGAAUUAUUAGUCUACAGCCUAAUAUUGGCCCAGCGCACAAGAUGGCUGCUGAUGUGGAUUGCAGGCAAGUUCUCAACCUCAAAUAUGUGAAUAAAAUCUCCUCAGACAUUCUAAACUGGUGAGUAAAUCCAGGACGACCAGGCCAUUGUACGUUUGCCUAGCAUGGUCUAAUGGGUUGUUACAUAUUUUUAUUUCCGUAGUGAGAAUUCUCACAAGACCCUUUUCCAAACCUAUUCAGUAAAGCCAGUUAUUAAAUAUUAUGCUGCAUUCACACCGCAAAUGCCGGGUCCUACCCGGUAAGACAAACGUGUACUUACCGGGUGGGAUCCGGCAUUUGCGCUCCGUUGCAGGCUUCCCGACCCGGCAAUAUACCGGGUCGGUUGCCAUGACAACGGAGGCCGCAGCAGCAGCAGGGGCGGGGGUGGAGGCGGCGUCGGGAGAUGAGCUCAUCUCCAGCGCCGCCUCUCCCUAUCUUGUGAAUGGGAACCGUGUCGCAUCGACACGGCUCCCAUUCACACCGCACCUGACCCGGUAAUCAACCCGGGUAAAACCCUUCUUUUUUACCGGGUUGAUUUACCGGGUCAGGCGACCCGCUAAAUCGCCCAGUGUGCUUUCACAUCGCACACUGACCCGGUUCGACACAGCAAUAUGCCGUGUCGGUACCGGGUUAUUUGUGCGAUGUGAAAGGGGUAUUAGUUUCAACCGCGUACACCAUCCAUGAAACAUAUGGAAACAUUCAUCUAAUUUUGUUAGGUGUGUUUGUACAGAUAAAAUAAAUUCCCAACUUCUGGGCAGAAUAUCUUUUUAUAAGAUUUUAUUUUUGGUAAUGACAAAGUUUUUUUUGUUUUUGUGUGUGCGUGUGUAAAUGGUCGUGUUUUAUCUAAUGAAGCUAAAUGCCUUAUAAUAAAUCCUGUGUAAUAAUCGCCCUUUUUAUGUCAUUUUGUUUUUGCAUCUAGACAUGUAAAAGUGUAUAUUAUACAUUUUUGUAUAGUAAGAUGUGUAUAAAAUGUGCCAUAUGGAGCUUUCAUAAAAUCUGCUUAUGGUUCA